AUGAGUGACAUCUGGAGUGCUGUGCAAUGGUGGGACGAGUGGCAGCUUCGCAUCCUCGUCCUCAGCAGCCUUAGCCUCCAGUGGUUCCUCGUGCUGGUCGUCCCCCUGCGCAACUACACCAUCCAGCGCUGGCUCAGAGCAUGCUUCUGGCUGGCGUGCAUCUGCGCCGACGUCCUGGCGAUCUACGCGUUCGCCACCCUCUUGUAUCGCCAGGCCGCCGGCAGGUGGAUCAGCAGCUUCGACGACUACUACAGCAGGGCCCAACAAGGGAGGUCCCUGACGCUGGAGGUCCUGUGGGCACCUCUCCUCCUUGUCCACCUGGGCGGGCGGGAGGAGCUCACCGCCAACAACAUGGAAGACACGGCGCUCUGGGUCCGGCACGCCGCGGUCCUGGUUACCGUCACCGUGUACGCCUUCUCCACGUCGUUGCGCUACUUCAGCGACAACAGCGACGGCAGGAGGCUGCUGGCGUCGGCGGUCCUCCUGCUGGUCGCCGCGGUCGUCAGCUCCUGCGGGAAGCCGUGGGUUCUCAGGAGAGCCAGCGUCCGCCGGCUGGUGGCCAAGUCGUCGCUGGCGAAAGGAGCGAGGACGACGAAGACGAAGACGAAGACGAAGACGAAGACGAAGACGAAGACGAAGCAGCCUAGCGGCGGGUGGUGGGAGUGGUGCUUCACCGGGCUGGGCGACAGGUACAAGUGCUGGAAAGAGCUGAAGCCCCGCGGCACCGCACCGAUGCUGUCGCAGGGAGACAAGGUGCAGAUGCUGCUCUCGGGCCUGUCGCUGCACGCCGCUAGAGCAACGCUGGAGACGCGGAAGAAGAAGAAGCCAGAUCAGAAGAUCCUCGAGCCUCUCAAUCCCUGGCGGCGUGAACAGCAUCAAGCCCUGGAGCCCUCAGAAGUUGACAAGAUCAUGAAGCCCUGGCUGCGCCAAACGUUCGGGCUCAUCUACACGAGGGAAGCCGCGAUGUUCACGCCGGCGUACCUGGCCUGCCACGCGCUGCUGGUGCCGUCCCUGUACGUGGCCGCCACCGUGCUCUUCUUCUUCGCGGUGGACUACAAGAAGCAUGGGUACAGCAGGUACAGCAGAGCCGACGUCAACACGACGUACCCUCUGCUGUGCUUCACCGCGGCGCUGGAUGUCUUCGGCAUGUUCGUCAGUGAGAUGGUGCACUGGCUGUUGUCGUCGUCCGGUGGAGCGUCGUCGUGCGAGAACGUGCCGGGGCAUAACCUCAUGGACUCGGUUCUCUGGACGAUCAGGAGGCCGAGAGUGUCCAUGCUGCUGCUCUGGUGUUACAAGGGAGGUUCUUUCGUCAAGGACAAAGAUCGCCUGUACGGCAAGGUGGAAGACGAAGACAAAAACAAAAACAAAGACGACAAGGUGGAAGACAAAGACAUCAUCAUAAACAAGGUGAACAUCAUCUUAAACAAGGUGUCAGAGAAAGACAAAAACAAAGAGAAUUUCGACCUCGACCUAUCCAGUUACAGAAGCUUGAGCAAGCGCAACUGGAUUCUCAGGGACAAGGACCUGGAAGUAGUUCACGGCAACAAGUACCAGAACAUCCGGGCCAGUCUGCGUAAGAAGCCGUUUGACGAGAGUGUCCUCAUCUGGCACAUCGCCACCGACCUCUGCUUCCGCGUCAAGUCUCCCGACUACUUCCGCUUCAGGCCACCGCCUAAAGGGGUGGUUCGUGAAGUGUGCACGGAGGCGAUAUCCAAUUACAUGGCCUACCUCCUGGAUUUCCAGCCCGAGAUGCUGAUGGCCGGCAGCAGGCAACAUCUCUUCACCGAAGCCAUGGCAAACAUGGAGUGCGUCAUCAGAAAAGCCACCAAGGGGUUGAGGCCCAAGCUCAGAGAGAAGCAACCGUUGGAUGACGUGAUCCUAGGCAAGAUCAAGGAAGAAGCAGAAAAAGAGGCGUACACCGUCAUUGACGACGCUUGCAAGCUCGCAAAGGAGCUGCUGGGCAUCCAGGACCACGAGACCCGGUGGGAGCUCAUGCACCGCGUGUGGGUGGGCAUGCUCUGCUACUCUGCCAGCAUGUGCAGGAGCGACCUGCAUGCCAAGAGCUUGGGAGAAGGCGGGGAGUUCCUCUCCAAUGUCUGGCUCCUCAUCUCACUGAUUGGGGGUAGGACCUUAGCGGACAAACUCCAGAUGCCUGAUGACGACCCAGAACCAGAAGGCAAGGUGGUCGAGGAUCCAGCAAAGGACAAGGGAGAACAAAAACCAAAACCAGAAGCAGCAGACAAGGAUCUUCAGACGCGGGACUCGGAAUCAAAAGACGAGCGGCGUAGUAAGGCUGCCAAUAUUUUUAGACAAGGUUUUGAUGCUGGACGGGAAAGGUGUGUCAAAAACAUUGAGAAUCGUGGGAAAGUUCGGUUCGCUCAAAGGACAGGAUCUAGAUGCUUCAUUGCGCACACCCAUGUCCUGAAACAAAAUAAAUAUAAAGAUGUGGCGCCCACUGCAAUCGAUCUUUUCAAGGAAUUACACUGCAACAGCAAGACCGGUUUUUGUGAGCCUGUGAAGGAAAAUAUUGACCAAAUGGAUACCAUGAUGGCUCAGCCUACACCAGAAGGGGAACAACCAAAGACUCAUGCUGAAGUUGUUGCUCAUGUUUUGCCAUCAAGUAAAUUUCUUCGAAAUGUUGGCCUUGAGACAACAGUCCCCAAGAGAAGCGCUACCACUGCUGCACGUGUACAAGAGUUGGAGGCUGAAGUUGCGGUAGAGAAACAAGGUGCUGCAGCACUUAGAGACCAACUUCAUGGUCAGCAGGAUGAGUUGGAAGUGUUGAAGAAGAAGGUUGAGGAAUCAGAGGAAGCAAGGGAGAAGCAGGCAGAACAAAUUGAAAAUUUGAAGAAACAAGGAGAGGAAACCAAUGCUCUUCUUCGUCGGUUGUUCACCUUGAACAAGGACUAG
Molecule: messenger RNA, 2910 nt
Organism: Miscanthus lutarioriparius
Lineage: Eukaryota; Viridiplantae; Streptophyta; Magnoliopsida; Poales; Poaceae
Source: the annotation of a GenBank genome assembly